Messenger RNA from Marchantia polymorpha subsp. ruderalis, 2817 nucleotides. The record is from the annotation of a GenBank genome assembly. NCBI's taxonomy places the organism in Eukaryota, Viridiplantae, Streptophyta, Marchantiopsida, Marchantiales, Marchantiaceae.
UGCGGUGUGUGCCUCGCUGGUCUGCUCUGCUGCUGCUGUGUGUGUAUCUAGUAGUAGAGCGGACUAGCUUGACUUUGCCUUAUUUAAUUGAAGAUAUGGUGGAGGCUUAGGUAGAGCGCUAAACUGCUUGCGGCCGGUCUGACAAGCGUUUUAUUUUAGUCGCUUUUCUCCCAGCGUCUGCGUUCAACCUGUUUGUCUCGCGCUUUUACUGUCUUUCUUCUCUUUCAUGGUUUCUGGAUCGUUAAGGAGUGGGAAGGGUGGGAAUUUGAAGCAGAGGAGCAGAAUUUGAUUUCGUGGUAGGGAUCGGUGGAUCCUCGAGCAGGAACGAAGAGACUGUGGGAAGCAUUCUGCUUAGUGGCGGAGGAGGGCGGUUGUGUAGCGGGGGUAUUGCUCGUCGGCAGGAAGUGAGUACAGUGGUAGCUAUGACCAACGAGAAGCCGUCGGGAUGGAGUUUCUCGAAUUUUACGUCGAGUGUAUACAACUUUGGGAGUGCUGUCCAGAACAAAGUGAGCAGCUUGCUCCCAGGUCACGAGGGACUAGAAGUUGUUAAUCCUGAAGGCAGCCAGGAUGACGCGGAGGAGGAGGCCAACAAGGGUAGAUUCAAGCAAGAGGAUCGUGAAAGCUACUGGAAGAUGAUGCACAAGUACAUUGGGUCCGAUGUCACGUCAAUGGUUACUCUUCCUGUUAUUAUUUUUCAACCAAUGACGAUGUUGCAGAUGAUGGCAGAGUUGAUGGAGUAUUCUCAUCUCCUCGACCUUGCAGAUCAAACUGAUGACCCACAUCUGAAGAUGGUGUAUGCAGUUUCGUGGGCUGUUUCUGUAUACUACGCAUAUCAACGGACAUGGAAGCCUUUCAAUCCAAUCCUCGGAGAGACCUACGAAAUGGUGAAUCACAACGGCGUGACUUUCCUUUCGGAGCAGGUUAGUCACCAUCCACCCAUGAGCUCAGGUCAUGCCGAAAGCGCACAUUUUACGUAUGAUGUGACUUCCAAGCUGAAGACGAAGUUUCUAGGAAACUCGGUCGACGUGUACCCUGUUGGAAGGACGCGUGUAGUGCUGAAAAGAACUGGGGAGGUCCUAGAACUCGUGCCACCUCCAACGAAAGUGCAUAACUUGAUUUUUGGUCGAACAUGGGCGGAUUCACCCGGUGAUAUGAUCUUGACAAACCUUACGACAGGAACGAAAGCUGUACUCUAUUUCCAGCCUUGUGGUUGGUUUGGUGCUGGUCGUCACGAAGUUGAUGGGUACAUCUAUGAUAAGGAGGAAAUACCGAAGAUGCUAGUCACUGGCAAGUGGAGCACUGGUUUGAGCUAUCAGCCGUGUGAUGUGGAAGGAGAGCCGCUGCCGAAUACAGAGCUGAAGGAGGUGUGGAAAGUUGCUGAGACCCCCAAGAAUGACAAGUAUUCGUUCACACACUUCUGUCACAAGCUCAAUAGCUUUGAGACUGCUCCGAAGGGAUUGUUGUCUUCGGACUCUCGAUUGAGACCUGAUCGUCUUGCUCUUGAGCAUGGUGACAUGAGCAAGGCAGGUUCUGAAAAGUCAAGGUUGGAGGAACAGCAAAGGGCAGAGAAGAGGCAGAGGGAAGCACAGAAUCUGGAGUUUACUCCAAGAUGGUUCAGACUGACUGGAGAUGUUACUUCAACGCCUUGGGGUGACCUUGAAAUAUAUGAAUACAAUGGGAAGUAUACAGAGAGGAGGGCAACCAUUGAUUCGAAUCUAGAACACGAUAACGCUGACCAGAAAUCCAUUAAGUUUAAUCCUUGGCAAUUCGAGAAUUCUGAAGACCAAGGGCACGCACCACCUUCGAUCUCUCAUCCAGUCAUAAACGCGACGUCCUGAAACAUCCAUGUAUCAAAAAAAUUGCUGAUUCCUCAGUAACUUGUGAGAUGCGGGGGCCCUUCUUUAUCCACGUUAGGUACUCGUGCCCAGUGAAUCUGCUCUCCUCUCUUAUUCUGUGUAAUUAUCUGAAUGGGGCGAUAUUCACCAACAGUAUGAAGGGCAGCAUCACUAGGUGGAAGCAUUGCGUUCAGAAGUUUCUCACGCUGAGGAUCAAGAAAGAGUGCAGUGCAUCGAAUGUUUGUAGCUCCUUUCAAGUGUAAACCAGGUUCAGUAGAUUGGGCCUUUUCUCUUAUUGAACACGGUGAAACAAGGUUUAUCGCAAGCUGUCACCUUCUUUUGGCACAUAAAUUCCCAGCAAGUCGAUCUCACGUGAAGAUUUCCUAGUUCUGUUUGGGCCCAAUGCUUUGGGCCACGAUCGUCGGCCUACGAUAUGAAUUGCAUGAUUGGUGUAUACUUAUAUCUCUGGUUUCGGAACUUUUCAAGUAAACUGAUCUUGUGUAUAUUUUUCGUUUCUUAGAUGGUACACGUUUGCAGAGUUUCUGUUCCUUAGAGAAAGGUUAAUGUCGAAUGCUUUGAACUCAGGAAUUUCCUUUUUAGUCCAUUGGGAGGUACUUGUCCUUCAUCUGCUUAGUGGAAGACUUUUGAUGUCGUGUUAGCUUUUCGUUACGAGGAAGAAGACUCGUAGAGGACAUGAGUCUAUUAAUUUGUUAUAGGCUUCUUCACACCGCGGACUCCGCUGUCAACAGCAUCUGUAAAUUGUGUAAAGAUCUGCCACAGGUAGGACAUACCAAUCAAUUAUACUAGUAUCACCCAUUUCGUUCGAGAUAGAAUGAAACUAUAUGGACAUUAGUAUGAGAGGGCAUAGAGGUAUUUCACUGGAAAGUAGCCUGAAUGUGAUUGUUCCCUGGUUAAACUCGUGAGUAUGAUGUGCCGGAGUUCGGCUUCAAAAGUGCAUUAUUGUGACUAACAAUCAGCCGGC